Messenger RNA from Oncorhynchus tshawytscha (Chinook salmon), 3120 nucleotides. RefSeq names its product tetraspanin-31. The record is from RefSeq and is a predicted model, not a curated record. NCBI's taxonomy places the organism in Eukaryota, Metazoa, Chordata, Actinopteri, Salmoniformes, Salmonidae. Bases 160 to 798 code for a protein of 212 amino acids. The transcript has 6 exons. Gene Ontology annotation, cellular component: membrane.
CCUACUGAUAUUGACAGAGACAGGAUAGAGGGCUGUAUUGUUGAAAGAGUGAGCGGUGCUUCCUCAAGCUUCGGUUUCGUGAAAGUAGACAAAAUAGUGAACAACAACCAGAGGGAAAUAUUCCUUGUAGUUGGCAAAGUUAGAUAGAAUAUCUUCAAGAUGGUUUGUGGGGGAUUUACGUGUUCUAAAAAUGCUCUUUGUUCUCUCAACGUGGUGUACAUGUUGGUUGGUCUGUUGCUGAUUGGCGUGGCAGCGUGGGGGAAAGGCUUCGGCAUCGUGUCCAGCAUCCACAUCAUCGGCGGGGUCAUCGCAGUGGGCGUCUUCCUACUGCUUAUCUCCAUCGUGGGUCUCAUUGGAGCCCUCAACCACCACCAAGUCAUGCUCUUCUUUUACAUGGUCAUUCUGUUCCUGGUGUUUCUUUUCCAGUUUGGUGUGUCCUGCUCCUGCCUGGCUAUUAACAAGGGACAGCAGGUGAAGCUGUUGAGUGCUACCUGGACAUUGAUGAGCAACGACACACGGCUGGGCGUGGAGAACAAGUUGAACUGCUGUGGGCUGCUGAACAACACCCAGAGCAAAGAGCAGUUCAACGAGGACGGAAAACUCUGCAAUGCGCCCUGUAAACAUAACAGGUUGUGUUUCACCUGUGGGGACUUGAUGCUGCAGCACGCUGCAGAGGCUCUGAAAAUCCUGGGUGCAGUAGGACUCUUCUUCAGCUUCACAGAGAUCUGGGGUGUGUGGCUGGCUGCACGUUACAGGAACCAGAAGGAUCCAAGAGCCAACCCCAGUGCGUUCCUAUAAGAGCAGAGCGUGAAGAGGUCCACAAGUUACGCACCAUGAUAUAGACAUACACCAGGGUACCAAACAUACACACACACAAAAUACAACAUUGGAAAUACACCGAUGUGCCAAUAUGAAAAGAACAACACACACUCGCAGCCUGAUGCCAAUUGACAACCCACUAAGUACCUUCUGGUUCUCACAUGUGCAUACACACGCACUGGGGAAGAAAAGGCCAUGUUGGUCUGUACAGUUUCUUCUCAUGUAUGAUAGGAUUGUUCAACAGCUUUUUUUUGUAUAACUUCUGUAUGUCAGUGUUUCUCAACCUCUGGUCUGUGGACCUGCACUGCUCUUUGGGAUAAUGGGGACCACUCCCUCAGAUGCUAAUACUUAUUUACUUUGUUCUUAAUUAGAAGUUUUAAACAACACAGUUCUCCAGAGGUAUAUCUGGUUCAUGUUCAUUAGGCACCAAACAGAAGAACAUGUACAGAAACGAGGGACCUGCACUUUUCCAAUAAGUUUUUAUUUUCCUUUCUACGUUUUGCUACGGUGUGCUCUAAUGAAUAUGAGCCUGUGCUCACUAGUCCCUGGGACCAAACCAGUUGAGAACGACCCCAUUCAGAGACCCCUCUCCCUGUCUGUCCAUGAUGUGGUUAGACUACACAGACGCAGCACCCUGUGCACCAACUACCAGCAUAGCACUGUGUGUGAUGGCAUACACAGAAUUGAUCUUAUUUUAACCAAGAAAAAUCAUUUAUAAUUUAAGGGUUUUGUCUAUGCCACAAAAUGUUGCAAUUGUGACAAUUUUACAUAGUAGGUUUCUGUUCAUUUUUAACAAGAUGUCAUUGUGUGCGGUGUGGCCAUCAAUAUUUAUUGACAAAGAAAGCAGUGCCAUAUAGAUCAUGUCAUGUUAGUGCCUCGGGUGGGAAUUAGAUUUUGUGCCAAACUAUUGAUUAAGAGGGGAUACUGAAUUGGAUAGUCUAUAGCGACAUUUCUCUUCCUUUAGAGCUAAAACAACACUUUAAUGGAGUUAAGAAUGAUGAGACAGUUCAGACAAAUGUGGGUGUAAUUCAGUUAACCCCCCCAUCCAUUCACAUAGCACUUUAUUCAACACAUGCAUUUGCUCCUGUAUAAUAUUACAUUUGUUUUGUUUGUGGUACUAUGGACACUAGAGGGCUUUUGACACUGAGUAAAAGUUGUCAUUAAACAAUUCAUCUGGACCACCAGAGAGUUAAUUGUGGAGAUGCUAUGGGAAAUGCAACAUGUUUUUCUCACAUCUCUCCUUGGCCUGUCCUGAUAUGCACCACCAUCACCUCAAUUGUCUCUAGACAGAGCUAGGACAUUUUAACAUAUUUAAUGAAUGAACAAAACAUGUUUGCCAGUGUUGAUCGUUGUCACACACUCCUUCAUAAAAUAAGUGCAGCCAGUUUCAAAAGUUGAGACAAACUGUAGUCUGGAGAUUGUAACACUUUGAUUAGGAAUAUACAAUGAAGGGAACAUGUAGAACUACAGCACAAAGCAAUGGGCAGCACAGUUUUUGGAUGAUCUAGCUUAAGUGGUGUUCCACUACCUGUCUUCAUAUAUUGACAUUUCAACCAUCUGAUCCUUUUCUGUGCAUAUUUGUUUCCACUUGAUCUAUUUUGUAAUUAACCUGAAAGUGUUUUCCUAGUGGCACCUAAACAGGUGCAGCCUGAUUUUAUUUAUUUGCCUGUCAUUGGGGGAAAUAAUUUUCUAUGGCCUAAUUGUUGCGAUCUUGGAGGAAGUUUAAAACUAGAGAUGUGCCUGUAGCUUUUAACCACCUGCCUAAAUACUUAGCAUACCAGUGACUGUUCACAACAAUUGUCAAUUAGCAGAGUUGAAGAAUGAGUUUUAAGUAUUGCCCUUAAUGGUAACCCUGCUAAAAGCCUUUGGUUGCACAGUGCCUCUGCACAGCAAUGGGUUGUCAGAGUUAGUAUUUUAGUCCCCUGUCACUUAAAUUAGUGAUGUGGCACUUCCAAAGGCUGUGAGACUGCCACUAUACGUCCUGACUCAAGGUUUUGACCCUAAACAUUUGAAAGGUUUUAGUUCCCUUAAAGUUUGUCCAUGAUUGACAGAAUGACUCAUGCUCACCCUCAGUGUUAACUUCCUGUUCUAGAUUAUGACAAUGACUCAGCUUCCUGUUGCUUUUCACCCAAAUGGCACCCUAUUCCCUAUAUAGUGGACUGCUUUCAAGUAGUGCACUAUAUACGGAACAGGAUGCCAUUUGGGACUCAAAUGUUCCUACUGUGGACUUGAUUGCCUGCUUAACCUUAAGGUUUCUUUUUUGUGCAACAUGUUUUUCCUAUUAAAUGUCAUGAUUCAGGA